CCCGGACACGAAUUCCUCUAAUUAAUUCUUCUCACUGUCUCGGUGUCUCCCUCUGCUUUUUUCACUUCGUCAGAUCUCUCCUUCCCUACUCGAUCUCACUGUACAAACCGCACAGAACUUCGGCAUGGCUCCUCCGGCCCAAACUAACCGAUCUCCGUCGCCAUCACAACCGUCCGGAAAAAGCGAAGUCACCGAUUUAAAAUCGCAACUCCGACAACUCGCCGGAAGUCGACUCCCCGGCGUUGACGAUUCGAAACGCGAACUAUUCAAAAAAGUAAUAUCAUACAUGACCAUCGGAAUCGACGUGUCGUCUGUAUUCGGUGAAAUGGUUAUGUGCUCAGCAACAUCAGAUAUAGUGUUGAAAAAGAUGUGUUAUUUAUAUGUUGGUAAUUACGCGAAAGUUAAUCCUGAUUUAGCUUUAUUAACGAUUAAUUUCUUGCAAAGAGACUGUAAAGAUGAAGAUCCAAUGAUUAGAGGACUUGCAUUACGGAGCUUGGGUUCUCUUAACGUUGCGAAUUUAGUUGAGUAUUUAGUUGGACCGUUGAAUGCUGGGUUGAAAGAUAACAAUAGUUAUGUUAGAAUUGUCGCGGUUAUUGGUGUUCUUAAAUUGUAUCAUAUUUCCGUGACUACUUGCAUUGAUGCUGAUUUUCCCGCGGUUUUGAAGCAUUUGUUGCUCAAUGAUCAAGAUGCUCAGGUUGUUGCAAAUUGUUUAUUGGCAUUGCAAGAAAUUUGGAAUGGGGAAGCUAGCACGUCAGAGGAAGCGUUAAAGGAGAGGGAGGCUUUGCUUAGCAAGCCGGUUAUAUAUUACUUUUUGAAUCGGAUUAAGGAGUUCAGUGAAUGGGCGCAAUGUCUUGUGCUUGAUUUGGCUGUGAAAUAUGUGCCCGCAGAUAGUAAUGAGAUAUUUGAUAUCAUGAAUCUUCUUGAAGAUAGGCUUCAGCAUGCGAAUGGUGCUGUUGUUUUGGCAACCGCUAAAGUGUUUCUACAUAUGACAUUAUCUAUGACUGAUGUUCACCAGCAGGUAUAUGAACGUAUUAAAGCCCCGCUGCUUACCCUAGUGAGUUCUGGAAGUCCAGAGCAAUCAUAUGCUGUUUUAAGCCACCUCCAUCUCUUGGUGAUGCGUGCACCAUAUGUAUUUUCCUCAGACUACAAACACUUCUAUUGCCAGUACAAUGAGCCAUCUUAUGUCAAAAAGCUGAAGCUUGAAAUGUUGACUGCAGUUGCAAAUGAGAGCAGUACUUAUGAAAUUGUGACCGAGCUGUGUGAAUAUGCUGCCAAUGUUGAUAUUCCUAUUGCAAGAGAGUCAAUUCGGGCCGUUGGAAAAAUAGCACUGCAGCAGUAUGAUGUGAAUGCUAUUGUUGAUAGGCUUCUUCAGUUUCUGGAAAUGGAAAAGGACUAUGUGACUGCUGAAGCUCUGGUUCUUGUUAAAGAUCUUCUAAGGAAAUACCCUCAGUGGAGUCAUGAUUGCAUUGCAGUUGUUGGGAAUAUCAGCAGCCAGAAUGUUCAAGAACCGAAGGCCAAAGCUGCUCUUAUAUGGAUGCUAGGGGAAUAUUCUCAAGACAUGAGUGAUGCUCCUUAUAUCCUAGAGAAUUUAACUGAGAAUUGGGAUGAAGAGCAUUCUGCAGAGGUCCGUUUACAUCUUCUCACGGCAGUAAUGAAGUGUUUUUUCAAGAGGCCACCUGAGACUCAGAAAGCAUUAGGAGCUGCAUUGGCUUCAGGUCUUGCUGAUUUUCACCAGGAUGUUCAUGACAGGGCCUUGUUCUACUACAGGUUAUUGCAACACAAUGUAACAGUUGCAGAACGUGUUGUGAAUCCUCCAAAGCAAGCUGUUUCUGUCUUUGCUGAUACUCAGAGCAGUGAAGUCAAAGACCGCAUUUUUGAUGAAUUUAAUAGCCUCUCUGUUGUGUACCAGAAGCCCUCAUACAUGUUCACUGAUAAGGAACACCGAGGACCAUUUGAGUUUUCAGAUGAGCUGGGCAAUUUAGCUAUCAGGACAGAAUCUGAUGUUCCAGUUCAUGUAGUCGAGGCAAAUGACAAGGAUCUGCUUCUAGGUACUUCCGAGAAGGAAGAAAGCAGAGGUUCUGGUACCAAUGGUUCUGCAUACACAGCUCCUUUAUAUGACACUUCAUUGCUAUCUACUGCUACACAAGUACAACCAGAGUUGCCAAUUUCAAACCCUGCAGCAGCUGGCCUGAGUCCACAAUCUAGCUUGGCCAUUGAUGAUCUACUUGGUUUAGGUCUACCUGCAGCUCCUGCUCCUACACCUGCUCCUUCACCUCCUUCUUUGAAGCUUAAUGCCGGAGCUGUCCUUGAUCCUGGCACUUUUCAGCAAAAAUGGCGUCAACUACCAAUAUGUUUAUCAGAGGAACUCUCUGUAAGUCCUCAAGGAGCUGCAGCAUUAACAACACCUCAGGCCCUUCUCUGGCAUAUGCAAGGCCAUUCCAUCCAAUGUAUUGCAUCUGGCGGUCAAUCACCCAACUUGAAGUUUUUCUUCUUUGCUCAAAAAGCAGAAGAGUCAUCGAUCUUUCUUAUAGAGUGUAAAAUCAACACAUCAUCAGCUAAAACACAAAUAACUAUCAAAGCUGAUGAUCAGAGCAUGUCUCAAGCAUUCUCUACUUUGUUCCAGUCAGCAUUGUCCAGGUUUGGCACAUCAUGAAUGUCCACAGUUUUUUCACUCGAGCUCCCAGUAGGUAGGGCUUUUUUUUUCUUGUUUCUGCAAGGAAGAUUGAAAAGUGAAAAAUGAAAUAAUGAGGAGAAAAAAAAAAUUAUUGGACUGCUGUAGAUGAGUGUACAAUGAGAUCGAAAACAAAGAGUUCUUCCUUUUUGAUUUUUCUUGUCACAUAUUUUUGUUUGCUUAAACUCCAUUUCAGUUGCUCAACAUUUUAUAGAACCAUGGUAAUUGUUGUA
Populus trichocarpa (black cottonwood) is the source of this 2904-nucleotide messenger RNA. RefSeq names its product beta-adaptin-like protein A. Gene Ontology annotation, cellular component: clathrin adaptor complex; membrane coat. NCBI's taxonomy places the organism in Eukaryota, Viridiplantae, Streptophyta, Magnoliopsida, Malpighiales, Salicaceae. The transcript has 11 exons. The record is from RefSeq and is a predicted model, not a curated record. Gene Ontology annotation, molecular function: clathrin binding. The coding region runs from base 125 to 2653 and encodes 842 amino acids. Gene Ontology annotation, biological process: vesicle-mediated transport; intracellular protein transport.